This is a messenger RNA of Closterium sp. Naga37s-1, 3444 nucleotides long. The record is from the annotation of a GenBank genome assembly. Lineage: Eukaryota; Viridiplantae; Streptophyta; Zygnematophyceae; Desmidiales; Closteriaceae.
AUGCCUGUGCCGUCGGAGACGCGCGCGCUUAUGUUGCGCCAAUUAAAAGAGCUGAACGCUCUGAACGACGGCCGUAGGAGGUGGGGUUCGGGAUUCGGAAGGAGCCCGGCCGAGGCGAGCAGCGAGGCGACGUCGCGCAGGUGGACAAGUGGACUUGCUGCGGCUUCGCCGGCGUCGCACGCGUCGCGUGUGUCGCUCUCGCCCGCUGUGAUGGCGUGCGACUCGGUGGACUUACUGGCCGGGCGGAGCUCGAAGGAGCUGCUGCGAUUGGAGUGGCGUGCCAUCCACUCGUGCCCAAAGAACCUCAGCGCCCUCACUCCAGCCCACGCACUCUUCUCACCUGCCCUCCGUUGCUCUUCCUCCCCCCCCCAUUCCCCCCUUCCCUCAUUCCCUUCUCCCCUUUCACAGGUGGGGCGCGCCUUUAAUGCGUCCCCCAGGGACAUGGGCGCACUAACCCUAGUGGGGCGCGCAUUCAAUGCAUCCCCCAGAGACCUGGGCGCGCUAACCCUAGUGCGCGCGCUCAUGCAGGCGCUGCUCUGCCCGCUCGCGCCAUGGCUCUCCCUCCACAUGCCCCGCGUCCACGUCAUCGCCACGGGCGCGCUCAUCUGGAGCCUUGCCACGCUGGCAGUGGCCCUCGCCACGUCAUACAGCCAGGUGGCGUUGCUGCGCGGGAUCAACGGCAUCGGCCUCGCCCUGGUCUUCCCCCCGAUCCAGUCGCUCGUCGCUGACCUGGCGUCUCCGACCAAUCGCGGCAUGGCGUUCGGGUGGUUGCAGUUCAUGACUUACUUCGGGGAUAUUCUGGGGUACAGCAUUGGAAUUACCCUAGCAGGGUUACCUGCCCAAACAAUAACCCGGCUAUUCAGGGUUGGGAUGGAUGGGUGGCGGUUGGCUUUCCUUGCAAUUGCUGCUAUCAGCCUGCUGCUAGCUGCACUAAUCUCCCUCCUAGCUCAAGACCCUCCAAGGCAAUCUUGCAGCAAAGAAGACCUCUAUAACGAGGAUGUUUCAAGCUCGCUUGUGAAUGCGGAUGGGCAAUCUCUACCCGGUUCUCGUGCUGAUGAUAGCAACCCCUUGUCUUCACCCACACACCCGCUGCUUCACCACUCACUUGCCACUUCCCCCAGCAGUUGCACCUCCCCCACAUCAACCUCCCUCCCAUCUGCCUCUACCAGGGUGCCGGCACAUCAACCGGUCUCGACCUCCCAUCACUCCUCCAAACACGCCCUCUCCUCCGCUCCACCUCCCUCAUCUUCCUACUCGUCUCUCCCGGUCACCUAUCCCCACCCCCCUCCUCCCUCCGCCCCCUCUUUCCUCUCAAACCUCCUUCACGUGCUCCACACGCCCUCCUUCCUUAUCAUAGUCUCUCAAGGCAUAGUAGGCUCCUUUGCUUGGGCCUCUCUAACCUUCCUUCCCAUGUGGCUCGAGCUAGUGGGGUUCUCCCAUCCUUCCACCGCCCUCCUCCUCUCUUCCUUCACUGCUAGUUGCAGUUUUGGGGGGCUUUUUGCGGGCUGGUUCGGUGAUUGGAUGAACGCCACGUGGCGCGAUUCUGGCCGUGUGAUCUGCGCUCAGAUCAGUGCCGGAUCGGCGGUGGUGAUGUCGACGGUGCUGCUGAGGGUGGUUCCGCAGGAUGCCCGGUUUUUCUGGGUGUAUUUUGCAGUGCUGGUGGUGAUGGGGUUUAUGAUAUCGUGGAACGAUGCAGCAUCAAACAACCCCAUAUUCGCGGCCAUAGUGCCAGCGCGCCUGCGCACCGACAUCUACGCUCUCGACCGCGCAUGUGAGAUGUCAGUGGCAGCCUUCGCCCCGCCCACUGUCGGCUUCCUCGCCCAGGCCUGCUUCGGCUUCCGCCCCUCCCCGCCGCCCGCCCCACCCGCCGCCGCUCCUGCUGCGUCUCCUUCUGCCGCUCCCCCUGCUGCAUUCCCUGCCACUCCUCCUCCUAUUGCGCCGCCCGCUCCAUCUGCGGCUGAUCCGGGGAAUGCCAGGGCGCUCUCUCUCGGGCUCUUCUGGACCAUGGCUCUGCCCUUUGCCCUCUGCUGUGUCCUCUACGGGGGGCUCUACUGGACGUACCCUCACGACCGGGACAAGGCUCGGGCCGAGGCUGCGGAGGAGGCCAAGGGCGACAAUGGCGUGGCGUCGGAGGUGCCUUCUGGCAUAGAGAAGGCGGCGGCUGCGGGCAACCUGGACAAGUUCGAGGGAACGACGAUCGUGAGCCCGAGCACGGACAGCAUGCUGAUGGUUGACGUGAAAGCGGCCGGAUGGAACGAAAUGAAGUGCCAUAAGGACCUGGGCAAACCCGGGGACGGCGCGUGCACGCCCGCCAACUGCAGCAAGGGCGGCAUCCCCGCCAAGUGGAAGACAUCGAACCUGCUCAAGAACAAGCUGGGCGUGGAGGUGUACGUGAAGGGCAACCCGCUGACGCUGAAGAAGGCGUCCCCGCAGACGUGCUGCAACACGUGCGCGGGGUACAGCAGCUGCACGUACUGGCAGUACAUCCCCGAUAUUACCAUCGACGGCAAGAAGACGGACGGCGCGUGCUACCUGGUGCACGACAACAUCGACUACUCGUGCGGCGAGCUGACGGCGCAGUACGCGACGGACUCGAAGCCCAUAGCGCUGCAGGUGCGCACGGGCGGCGAGUGCAACCCCGCGGCGAACGUGGUGAACGACCCGCAUCUGGUGGGCGCGUACGGCACGCACUUCGACUUCAACGGGCGCCCCGACAAGGCGUUCUGCCUGCUGACCGACAAGGACCUGCACGUGAACAUGCUGCUGCGCGGGUACUACUCGGACGACACGGAGAACGCGGCGCUCGUUGUUGACGGCAAGGCCGUGCACACGUGGAUCAAGGAGCUCGGCAUCGUGUGGUUCGCCAACGGCGCCGACCACAAGGUGCGGCUCGCGGCGCGCGCUGGCAAGCAGCAGGAGCGCGGUGAUGGCUUCAUGAAGACGAUCGAGAUCGACGGCGAGGAGAUCCCGAGGAUGAGCGUGGGCGACGAGGUGACUACCGAGGGCGGUCUGACUGUGCGGUUCGCGGCUCUGGAGAAGGAGGGCCCGUAUGACGUGGACUACUACACGCUCACCAUCGACGGGCUCGUGGCGCUCGACCUGCGUCUGCGCGUCGCCAACCCCAAGCUUCAGACGCCCAACGACACCGAGGCGCACAUCAACGUGGGGAUUGUCGAGCUGGAGCACACCGACGAUGUGCAAGGCGUGCUCGGUCAAACCUACCGCCCCGACCACGCGGCGCGCGCCGCCGACUUCCAGCGCCUGAUCGCGAACCUGCACCGUCCGAUCUCGGCCGACAGCCAGGAGGGCGCUGGGUUCCUUGACGGCACUCCCCGGCUGUACGAGUCGAGCUCCGUGCUGUCCGUGGACUGCGCGCAAACCGAGUACCACCGCGCCAAGCAGCUGAGCCCCGUCGAGGAGUUCCCCAUGGAGCCCCUCAACUAA